CCCCUCGACGAGGACGAGGUCCGCCGGGUCGGCGCUCCCCGCCGGGUUCUUCAGCGCGACGGGCCGGCCGCAGGCCGCCGACCGCCGCGCCGCCUCCGCAACCAGCGUGGCCAGGACGGCGUCGCCGCGGCGCACCUUCGGCGCGGCGCCGCCGCGGCAGGCGCGCGCGAAGUGCGCGACGUCCUCGGCAAAAGCCGCGCGGAAGCGCUCGGGGAAGGACUCGACGAGCUGACUGGAAACGACGCCCGCGGCGCCGCCGACCUCGAGGGACGUGGCGACGUGGUUCCCGACGCUCAGCGCCGCGCCCGUCGCCGUCCAGACCUCGCAGCGUUGGUCGUAGCCGUACGCCGAGGCCCGCGCGACCUCGAAGGUGCCGGCGACGCCCAGGGCCCGCCACGUCACCGUGAUGACGGCCGCGAACGCCGCGUCCAACCCGACGGCGUAGACCUCGUCCGGCGCGAGCCGGACGCCGUCGGCGCCGGUCGCCUUUCUCAGGGCGGCGAGCGCGAAGUCGAGGUCGUGCGUCGCGAGGUCGUGGUAGACGUCGCCGCCGCAGGACUCGAGGAACGCCCGCGGGGGCGUCGGGUGGUCGCGGAAGACGCAGCGGAUCGUCCGCGGCGCGCCCUCGGCCGGGAGGCGGUCCAGCAGGGCCUUGUAGGACGCGUCCGACCGCCGCUGGAAGAGGCAGUGCAGCCCCACGUCGCAGUCCCGGCAGACGUCGUAGGCGCGCGCGAUCUCCGCCGCGGACAGCCCGACCGGCUUCUCGCACGCGACGUGGGCGCCGUAGCGCGCCGCCCGCUCGAUGAGGGCCGCGUGGGCCGCCGUGGGCGCACAGACCCAGACGCCCUGGAUGCGCUCGCCGCCCCGCGUCCACGCGUCGACGGCCUCGUCGAGGCUCGCAAAGGCCGCGCAGCCGUAUUUCCUCGCCAGCGCCGCGCACUUCGCGGCGUCCGCCUCGACGACGCAGGCGACGUCCGCCUCGAGCGACUCGUGGAGCUGGCGGCAGCGCAGCUCGCCCAUGCGGCCGCCGCCCACGACGCAGACGCGCACGCGCGGCGGCGGCGGCGGGGCCGCGGCGAGCGCGGCUUGCAACGCGGCGCUGCUCGUCGUCGUUUUCGGCGGGACGCACAUGAUUUGGCCGGAGAGUGUGUUACUCAGGCUGCAGCGUCUGAAGAGAGUUGCUCAGCUGCAGCCUGGCCAAAUGACCGUGGAGAGCGAUGACUGCGCUUACAGUUGCACGCUCGCGACUGUGAGCAAGGCCUGAGAUGCUGCGACGAACAGACCCUUGCUUUUACGGGAGGCUGUGAGCACACGUGUAGCACCCUAUAGUCUACGUACU
Molecule: messenger RNA, 1339 nt
Organism: Pelagomonas calceolata
Lineage: Eukaryota; Pelagophyceae; Pelagomonadales; Pelagomonadaceae
Source: the annotation of a GenBank genome assembly